Molecule: messenger RNA, 282 nt
Organism: Peromyscus eremicus (cactus mouse)
Lineage: Eukaryota; Metazoa; Chordata; Mammalia; Rodentia; Cricetidae
Product: KRAB domain-containing protein 5-like
Exons: 4
Coding region: 1-282 (93 amino acids)
Biological process (GO): regulation of DNA-templated transcription
Source: RefSeq, a predicted model, not a curated record
AUGGCUUUUUCUCAGAGUCCAUUGACUUUCAAGGACGUGGCUAUCAGUUUCUCCAAGGAGGAAUGGGAAUGCCUGGACACUUCUCAGAGGGAUUUAUACAGAGAGGUCAUGUUGGAGAACUACAGCAACCUGGUUUCUGUCGGCCUUUCUGUAUCAAAACCAGAGCUAGUCACCUGUCUUGAACAGAACAAAGAACCCUGGAUCAGAAACAUAGGGGAAGUAGAAGGUAGAGACUCAGAUUGUAGAUUUGUUAUCAUUGUCAUCAUGGCUCUUAUCCACUAA